Messenger RNA from Diatraea saccharalis (sugarcane borer), 1872 nucleotides. The record is from the annotation of a GenBank genome assembly. NCBI's taxonomy places the organism in Eukaryota, Metazoa, Arthropoda, Insecta, Lepidoptera, Crambidae.
AAAUUAUAUGAUGAAUCGAAUGGUAAAUAUUGAUGUUUUGCGAUCAUUGAUAGAUAAAACAUUGAUGUUUUCGAGCAUCUCUAAUUCAAACUCGACUACUAAAUCGAUUUGACACAUCACUAAGGUGUCUGUGUUCGACAGUUUGGUAUUUACCUACUUAGUCUGUGGUAUUUACUAAUUAACCGUAAAGUGUAGCUAUUACGAGAUUUUCUUUGAUUGUGAAAUAGAAUAUCAUUGCUAUUAAUACGUAUAUUUUUAAGACGGUAUUUUGGUUUCUCAUAUAUAAGUAUAUAGUUGACUUUUAAAUUUUCACUGAAAAUGUCCGUUGCAUUUGCACCUCGAGGGAACCGACCUCCAUUGAAUCCGGCUCAAAUUCAGAAGAUGUUGGAUGAAAAUGCUCAUCUUAUACAAACUAUUCAAGAUUAUCAGGCGAAAGGACAGUUGAUGGAGUGUCAUCAAUAUCAACAGAUGCUGCACAGAAAUUUAGUAUAUCUUGCUUCUAUUGCAGAUGCUACUCAAAAUAUUCAAGCGCUUUUACCGCCACCACAUGCAUUAGCUUCAGGAAAUGUGCCACAGGUGCCACUAAAUCCUCCUUCUACUGGAGGUGAAUCAUCACAGCAACAAUACAGACCUCCUCCUGGAGUAUCAACCACUCCAACCAGACCAACUCAGAGUUAUGGUCAAAGGCCAUAUGGUCAAAAUCAAUAUCAAGGUCAAUAUCAAGGUACACCUAAUGUUUACCCACCACAAGCAGGCUAUGGUCCACCUGGUCCAGGGUAUGGUCCACCAAACCCUCCACAAUCACAAGGAUAUCCUCCAAAUUCUACAUAUGGGCCACCAAGUACAACAGCCCCUAAUAACUAUCCACCAUCUACCCAUCCAGGCUCAGGGUAUCCACCAUCAACAGUUCAACAGCCAUAUGCACCUCCUGCUAGUCCUGCUGGUGCAGGUUCCCCUUAUCCCAUUCGUGCAGCUGCUCAACCAGGUUAUACAGGAAAUUCAGCAUAUCCUCCUCAGUCUGGUGCUAACUAUCCUAAUGUUGGUGUCAGUACAUAUAAUUCUACAGCUUCCCAACAGCAGUCAUAUCAGUCACAACCAUUUCCUAACACCACACCAACUUACAGCUCAACACCCACAUCACAGCCCAAUAGGUCACCUCAACCUCCUGCAAGUGGAUAUACUUCACAAAAUCCAACUAAUUCAGGGUAUGGUUCUCCUUCAGCUCAGUCACCUACAUAUAAUUCUAGUUCUCAUCCAAGUUCAGCUCCACCUUCAACAGGAGCAUCAUCAACCCCUGCUCCUGGAGGACCUCCUUCACAGCAGUACCCUCCUCCAGGGCAACCAUCCCCCUAUCCACCAGCUAGUCAACCACCUUAUUCUAAUCCUUCAUCUCAACCAGGUAGUCCAGCACCAUCUGUGUCAACAUCAGCACCGCCACAGGGAUCUUAUCCUCAAAAUCCCCAAAAUUAUCCACCAACCGGCGGAGCCUAUCCAUCUCAUGCUUAUCAGCAAGGUUAUCCACCUACACAAUACCCACCAUCUCCUUAUCCAUAUGCCAGACCUCCAGCUCCAGGUGCCCCACCACCAGGAGCGCCACAGCCGUAUCCUGGUUAUGGAUUUCAGCCACCUAAUCAACAGUAAGAAAUUUAAUGUAAAAAUAAGUUGAAGAUUGUUAAUAUGUGCAGUCUAGGGCAAGAAUAUGUGUAUGUUUAUGACAGUUAAGGCACUAUAUUGCAAAAUAAAGGAUACCAAAUAUCAAAAUUGUAUACAUGUUUGAGAUGCGAAUCUGUGACUAUUAUAAUAUAGAAAGUUUAUAAAGACAUUUAAAUGAUUGUAACAAAAUAAUUGUGAGUAUGUAAACCUUUUGACGAC